AUCAAGGCAGUGAGGUCAAAGCACUGAGCCAACACCCACCUGGGAUGGGGUAUAAAAGGCCCAGGAAGGAAGGGGGUUCUCAGACUCGUGUCUUGGCCUUUCCAGCUGCUCUGAACCUCCUGUGUAGCAUCAGCCCACACCAUGACUUCCUUCUACAUGACCUCAAGCCAGCCUCUGGGCAGCACCCUGAAUCCUGGAGAAAGAAAUGUCUGCCCCUCCUCCGGUGAUAUUGGGUACCACCCUGGCUUAGAGGAAAAGGCUGCCUGCCAGGGCCUCCUGGCCAGCCUGGCACAUGUCAACCGAGUUCGAGUGGGGACCACCCCGCUGGGCCGACCCAAUCUCUGUCUGCCCAACAGCUGCCACAAUGCUUGCCCCUUGCCAGGAACCCGCAACAUUCCUGCCAACAUCGGAAGCUGUGGGGCCUACGGUGAAGGCACCCUGAAUGGCCAUGAGAAGGUGACCAUGCAGUUCCUGAACGACCGCCUGGCCAACUACCUGCAGAAGGUGCGGCAGCUGGAGCAGGAGAACGCGGAGCUGGAGACCAAGAUCCGAGAGUGGAGCAAAUGCCAUGAGACCACCAUGUGCCCCAACUACCAGUGCUACUUCCAGACCAUCGAGGAGCUCCAGCAGAAGAUCCUGUGCAGCAAAGCUGAGAAUGCCAGGCUGGUUAGCCAGAUUGACAACGCCAAGCUGGCUGCCGAUGACUUUAGGAUCAAGCACGAGAGUGAGCACUCCCUGCGCCUGCUGGUGGAGGCGGACAUGUGUGGGAUGCACAAGCUCCUGGAUGACCUGAGCCUGGCCAAGGCUGACCUGGAGGCCCAGCAGGAGUCCCUGAAGGAGGAGCAGCUCUGCCUCAAGAGCAACCACGAGAAGGAAGUGAACAUUCUGAAGUGCCAACUGGGAGACAGGCUCCGGAUUGAGCUGGACACGGAGCCCACCGUGGACCUGAGCAGGGUGCUGGAGGAGAUGCGGUGCCAGUACGAGACCAUGGUGGAGACCAACCGGCGUGACGUGGAGCAGUGGUUCGAAGCUCAGUCUGAAGGCAUCAGCCUGCAGGCCUCGUCCUGCUCUGAAGAGCUGCAGUGCUGCCAGUCGGAGAUCCUGGAGCUGAGAUGCACGGUGAACGCCCUGGAGGUGGAGCGCCAAGCCCAGCACCAGCUGAAAGACUGUCUGCAGAACUCCCUGUGCGAGGCCGAGGCCCGCUUUGGCACGGAGCUGGCCCAGAUGCAGUGCCUGAUCAGCACCGUGGAGGAGCAGCUGGCCGAGAUCCGCUGCGACCUGGAGCGGCAGAACCAGGAGUACCAGGUGCUGCUGGACACAAAGGCCCGGCUGGAGUGUGAGAUCGCCACGUACCGGAACCUUCUGGAGAGCGAGGACUGCAAACUCCCCUGCAAUCCCUGCUCUACACCUGCCUCCUGUACCCUUCGUCCAAGCUGCCCCCCGCCGGCCUGUGGGUCUUCAUGAGAGCUGACUCUGAAGGUCUGAGUUCCAACACAGGAGGUCAGGGCUGCCUGUCCUGGGUUUAGGAUCGCCCUCACCUUGCUUAGUCUUUCUCUAGAAAUACCAAACCCACUGGAGGCAUUUUCACUGAAUCAAAGGGCAGCAGACAACUUCUAAGUAGUGGCUUCCUAUCUGUGCCUUAGGCUGAUUUUUAAAAACAUUGCAUUGUCUUCCACUGAAACUAUUGUUUUCCCACCUAGUCUCUCUUCUGGGAUUUUCAUUCUACUCCAGUGCUUCAGAAUCUUCUAAAAUGUAAUUGGGCUCCUGUAUUAAAUAAAUGGUCAAUAAACCUCCUUCCUGUA
Myotis myotis is the source of this 1802-nucleotide messenger RNA. RefSeq names its product keratin, type I cuticular Ha7-like. The record is from RefSeq and is a predicted model, not a curated record. Gene Ontology annotation, molecular function: structural molecule activity. The transcript has 7 exons. NCBI's taxonomy places the organism in Eukaryota, Metazoa, Chordata, Mammalia, Chiroptera, Vespertilionidae. Bases 142 to 1464 code for a protein of 440 amino acids.